UCUCGGGGUCCCAUAGUCUCCCCGAUUCGAUCCCAUGUUGAUUUUGUGCCACAGUCUCCCAUCAUGUCCUCCAUGGUCCCAUUUCGCCUCGCCGUGUCGCCUUAUUUUGUCCCGUAGGGUCCCCCCUUUCGUGCCCCGCAAUGCUCCCUAUUGUGUCUCGCCGUGGCCCGUUACGUCUCACGUCCCCAUUUGUGUCCAACAAUGUCGGCUGUUGCGGCGAUUGUCGCCGUUUUCCUCUUGUUGCAAAGUUGUAACCCGCUCUCAGUCACGUUAAGAACAGUCCAUUUGCUUUUGUUUCAAAGGAGCCUCUGUCAAAACGGACAGUACGUUCGAUUUGGAAAUGCUGUUUCAAAUCCCUUUGGCGUACAAUGGAGCCCCACACACGCUCGCAGCUUUUCCCCUCAAUCACAUGCCGUUAACCCGUUCGGACCCGUUUUUUUUGUCGUGACGUGAUGACCUCGAACGCACAAGGAACUCGCGGCAGCCAAAAUGCGGGAAAGUUCUCAACGGAAUGAGCGCUCGAGUCCCCGAGCGACAUUCCCAGAAUUCCAUGGGCGUCACUACCGGUCCGACAGGUGCUGUGAACCAGACCCGUUGAGGGCAUUUCUUCUUGUGCUGCUUCUUCGCCGGUCAUUCAUGGUCGAAUGCCUGCGAAGCGCGUGCCCGGCUCUGUGGCAGAGGCUCUAUGGGGACAAAAAGGCGAAAGUGGACGGCGAGACGGCGUCCGACCCGAAACCGCGACCGCCGCCGGUCGACGAGGACGACGACGACGCCGACGAGACCGGUAGCACCUAUGAGGCCGUGUGGGACCUCCAGGGCCGGAACUCGAACGAGUUGACUUUCCGGAAGGGGGACCGGUUCAAGGUCCAGAGACGCAGCGACGACUGGUGGACCGUGGACAGGCUGGACGAGACCGGCAGCCGGCUCGAAGCCGGCGUUGUGCCUGCAAACUACCUGACGAAAACUGACACCGGUGUGCAGAUGGAACCAUGGAACUUGGGCACCAUGAACCGCGUAGAAGCCCAAAGUCACCUCAUGGCACCUGGAAACGGACCGGGAGCGUUCCUCAUCCGAUCCAGUGAGAACCACGUCGGCUACGUCCUCUCAGUGCGUUCCAGCUGCCGGGUGAAGCACUUCAAGAUCGCCCAAACGUCUGACGGCCGCUUCGACCUGGACGGCCUGCAGCAGUUUACGUCGCUGAGCCGCUUGGUGGCGCACUACCGCAACAACCGCCUCCGUCUCAGCAACGAGGACAUGCUGGGCGAACCCUGCAGACCCAGGCAACCCCCGUCGGAAGUCACCUUCCCGGACGAUGAGUGGGAGCUUCCCAAAGAGGAGUUCUCCUUGGAGGACAAGCUCGGAAGCGGCUACUUUGCGGACGUCUACCGAGGAUGGUGGAAGUCGCGCAUUCGCGUGGCCGUCAAGAUCAUCAAGAACGACUCGGAGCUGAACCACUCUGAGUUCCAGAGGGAGGUGCAGAUCCUCAAGCGUCUGCGCCACCGUCACCUCAUCUCGCUGUUCGCCGUCUGCACCGCCUCCUCCCCGUAUUACAUCAUCACCGAGCUGAUGGAGAAAGGAAGUCUGCUCAACCUGCUCAGAAGUAGGUUGAGGCCUGAACGGGCGGAACUGGAAUCUGACGGGUCACGCCGAACUCCUGCUAGCGUUUCAGCACCGCGCAGUCCUAAACUCCUGCCGUUUGUUUGUUUUGCGUUCGUGUCGAGGUCCCGAGGGCCAGCAGCAGGAUAUGAGCUCGCUGCUGGACAUGGCCAGCCAGGUGGCCGACGGGAUGUCGUACCUGGAGGAGCACAGUUUCGUCCACAGAGACUUGGCGGCCCGGAACGUUCUGGUGGGAGAAGACUACAUCUGCAAGGUGGCGGACUUUGGACUGACCCAAGUCAUCAAGGAACCCGUCUACUUCGCGUACCAGAAAGCCAUCCCGCACAAAUGGAGCGCGCCGGAGGCCCUCACCCACAGGAAGUUCUCGGUCAAGUCCGACGUGUGGUCCUUCGGCGUCCUGCUGUACGAGAUGGUCACCUACGGAGGCGUGCCCUACCCAGGUCUGAACGGGCAGGAAGCGGACGACCUGGUCAGCGGGGGCUACAGGAUGCCGGCGCCGCCCGCUUGUCCGCCUUUCCUCUACGAAAUCAUGUGCAAAUGCUGGCUCGCCGAUCCCGCCCUGCGGCCCGACUUCUGGCAGCUGAAGGAGCAAAUGUACAUCGACGAGGCGGACGGCGGCGGCUACGUGCUGUGACGCCGCCGCGCGCCUUCCAGUCGCUUCCAGUCAUUCGUUUUCAAAAACGCUUACGCUCGCCCGCUUGGAGAAGGCAAGAGAAGCGGGAUCCACUCUGGUGGUUCUCGAGCGUUUGCCACUAUUGUUGCAAAGCUGACGGCCACUUUCAUAGAAGUUAAGAACAGUAAAAAAAAAAAAAAAACAACUAGUUUUGUCUUAGAAUAGCCUUUAAAGUUUGAAAUGCCGUUUCAAAUGAGUUUGCUAUACCGCCAAAGGCACAUUGCUCGCCAUGACGCCCGCCACCCGGAGGCUGAGCUGCACUGUAUUUGUUUGCAGAGUCAGCUCGCGGCUCGAGAAGUAACGUUUCUUGCUCACUUUCCGGCUUUGUUCCACGUGGGAACUCAAGACACCUCUGUACUGUACUGAAAAAACAACAACAACAACAACAACAAUAGGAUUACACUGGAUGCCCACGUCGUCGCAAUUCGAAACCUGCGGAUUCGCCAAACUGGGGAUUAAAAUAAAAUAAAUAAUCAUAAAUAAAAAAAAAAAUAACCAUGUCAGGUUUUUUUUCUUUUUCUGGGGAAAACCAACCCCAAAAACGCUUAGUGUUGGUUUAUCAAUUUAUCAAUGUACAUGAACAGGACUGUCUACUAUUUCAGCGAAAUCAGCGAAAUCUGUAACACUUGAUUAAUAAACUGGUAACAACUUGGCUUCAAAAAAAAAAAAAAAAAAAAAAAAAAAAACCUGACCUGAACAAGAGAAAUGGAUGUCAUUUUCCGAUUCAGCCAUGCAAAAGUCUCCUAAAUCAGUUGGGAAAAAAAAUAAAGCGAGCUUGUUCUUCUUCUUCUUCUUCUUCGUCCCACUUGGGAAAUGUGAAGAAAAUGCUACAUGUAGCGUUAAGCUUUAAAAUGCAUACGUACGUCACUAGCUCCAAUUAGCCUGUGACCCACUUGUGUCAUGGUUACUCCUUUUGUCUUUUUUUUUUUUUUGAUGCACAAAGUAUUAUUUCAUUGUCCACUGUGAAAAAAGAGCUGUACUUAACAUUUGGGUUCGUGCAUUUAAAUUUAAAUGUCGAUGUGGGGAAAAUACUGUGGCACUGUUUCCUUUCCGGUCGGGUCACGCAAUUUUUUUUCAUGAGAAAGUUUUGCUGUUGCCUCUGCUUCUUUUUGUGACAGAUAUUUCUACAAAUGUGCAAUUGUGUUUGUGUUAACGAUGUAUGUUUUGAAUUAAGCAUCACGUCAUUCAGUACUUAACCUGGACCUUACAUUAAAGUUGUUGUUUUUUUGGAUUAACAUUAGGAUGAAUCGAAUAAAUAUAAUGUUGAAAAUCAAGUAGCCGGG
Phycodurus eques (leafy seadragon) is the source of this 3573-nucleotide messenger RNA. It is a transcript of the gene ptk6b, whose product is annotated as PTK6 protein tyrosine kinase 6b. Gene Ontology annotation, biological process: innate immune response; cell surface receptor protein tyrosine kinase signaling pathway; cell differentiation. Gene Ontology annotation, cellular component: extrinsic component of cytoplasmic side of plasma membrane. Lineage: Eukaryota; Metazoa; Chordata; Actinopteri; Syngnathiformes; Syngnathidae. The transcript is spliced from 7 exons. The coding region runs from base 490 to 2409 and encodes 639 amino acids. The record is from RefSeq and is a predicted model, not a curated record. Gene Ontology annotation, molecular function: signaling receptor binding; ATP binding; non-membrane spanning protein tyrosine kinase activity.